Messenger RNA from Oncorhynchus nerka (sockeye salmon), 1622 nucleotides. RefSeq lists its product as uncharacterized. The transcript is spliced from 5 exons. Gene Ontology annotation, cellular component: membrane. Gene Ontology annotation, biological process: neutral amino acid transport; amino acid transmembrane transport. The record is from RefSeq and is a predicted model, not a curated record. Lineage: Eukaryota; Metazoa; Chordata; Actinopteri; Salmoniformes; Salmonidae. The coding region runs from base 66 to 1622 and encodes 518 amino acids. Gene Ontology annotation, molecular function: L-amino acid transmembrane transporter activity; neutral L-amino acid transmembrane transporter activity.
GUCUGUCUCAGUGCUCUUGACAGCAGUAAACUGCUGGAGUGUGAAGGCUGCCACACGGGUCCAGAAUGUCUUCACUGCAGCUCCUCGCUCUGGUGCUCAUCAUCAUCCUCGGCUGUGUGCAGAUUGGCAGAGGAGGGACGGAGGGUCUUUGCCCAGAGAACGCAUUCGAAGGGACAAGGACGGACGUUGGCAGCUUUGGGUUGGCCCUGUACAGUGGCAUGUUUGCCUACGGAGGCUGGAAUAAUUUAAAUUUAGUCACAGAAGAGAUGAUUGAGCCGCACAAGAACCUGCCGCCGCGUGCCAUCGUGAUCUCCCUGCCCAUGGUGGCGGUGGUGUAUGUCCUUACUAACCUGGUCUACUUCACCACCAUCAGCCUUGAGGAGAUGGUGGCUUCAGAGGCCGUGGCAGUGGUUGUUUUUGGUAGGUUCACGAGAAGGUCACCUGCCCAUUCUGUUGUCCAUGGUCCACCUGAUCCUGCUCACCUCUCAACCUUCACUCAUCUUCACCGUGAGUCCUGUCAUUCUCAUUCAGUUGUCCAUGGUCCACCUGAUCCUGCUCACCCCUCAGCCUUCACUCAUCUUCACCGUGAGUCCUGUCAUUAUCAUUAUCAUUCUGUUGUCCAUGGUCCACCUGAUCCUGCUCACCUCUCAACCUUCACUCAUCUUCACCGUGAGUCCUGUCAUUAUCAUUCAGUUGUCCAUGAUCCACCUGAUCCUGCUCACCCCUCAAUCUUCACUCAUCUUCACCGUGAGUCCUGUCAUUAUCAUUAUCAUUCUGUUGUCCAUGGUCCACCUGAUCCUGCUCACCUCUCAGCCUUCACUCAUCUUCACCGUGAGUCCUGUCAUUAUCAUUAUCAUUCUGUUGUCCAUGGUCCACCUGAUCCUGCUCACCUCUCAACCUUCACUCAUCUUCACCGUGAGUCCUGUCAUUAUCAUUAUCAUUCUGUUGUCCAUGGUCCACCUGAUCCUGAUCCUACUCACCCCUCAGCCUUCACUCAUCUUCACCGUGAGUCCUGUCAUUUCAUUCUGUUGUCCAUGGUCCACCUGAUCCUGCUCACCUCUCAACCUUCACUCAUCUUCACCGUGAGUCCUGCCAUUCUCAUUCUGUUGUCCAUGAUCCACCUGAUCCUGCUCACCUCUCAACCUUCACUCAUCUUCACCGUGAGUCCUGUCAUUAUCAUUAUCAUUCUGUUGUCCAUGGUCCACCUGAUCCUGCUCACCUCUCAGCCUUCACUCAUCUUCACCGUGAGUCCUGUCAUUAUCAUUAUCAUUCUGUUGUCCAUGGUCCACCUGAUCCUGCUCACCUCUCAACCUUCACUCAUUUUCACCGUGAGUCCUGUCAUUGUCAUUCUGUUGUCCAUGAUCCACCUGAUCCUGCUCACCUCUCAACCUUCACUCAUAUUCACCGUGAGUCCUGUCAUUAUCAUUAUCAUUCUGUUGUCCAUGGUCCACCUGAUCCUGCUCACCUCUCAGCCUUCACUCAUCUUCACCGUGAGUCCUGUCAUUAUCAUUAUCAUUCUGUUGUCCAUGGUCCACCUGAUCCUGAUCCUACUCACCCCUCAGCCUUCACUCAUCUUCACCGUGAGUCCUGUCAUUUCAUUCUGUUGUCCAUGGUCCACCUGA